Zootermopsis nevadensis is the source of this 2179-nucleotide messenger RNA. NCBI's taxonomy places the organism in Eukaryota, Metazoa, Arthropoda, Insecta, Blattodea, Termopsidae. The record is from RefSeq and is a predicted model, not a curated record.
GCUGAACCUGUUGAGCGAUAAUCGGCCACUGACAGUGCUGCAGUAUGACCGUGUGAUCCGUUACCUGCAGGAUAAGCGUGAGAUGCAGCUCCAACUUGAGCUUGGUGAUGCCAAGGACUUGCCCCCUGUUAAGUCUGUCACAGAUCCAGCCACUAAGCAGCAGGUUGACCUUCAGCAUCGUAUUCUUAAUAUUUUGAACAACACAUCAGGUACAAGUGGACCGGCUGUUCCUAACAUUCCUACAGCUGUUCCUGCUCCCGUAGCACCGGUUCCAGCUCCCGUCGCACCUGUCACUGGCGGUUGGGGUCUCGGUUCCCAAGGCAGUGCCGCGGGUGCAGGACCUACGCCAUUGCUCAAUGAUCCCACAGUACAAAAAGCACUGGACAGCCUCAUCCAGGGCGACCUGCUUCGUAAGAUCUCGACAUCCACCCCCGCAACAACUACUGCCUCUUCCCUUGGUACACCACCCGCACAACCAUUGUUUGGGGCAUUUGCUGGUGGUGCAGGACGUAGGUUCUAGAAUUUGAGAUUGUGAACUUUAGAGCUGAAUUAUGAACAGGUAAUUUCAGUGUGGAGUGCAAUGCGGUAACAAAUGAAAAGGGUGUCUGUUACAUGUGUUUAUAGGAAAAUACUGGCAUUGCUAUUUCCGGAAUAAUAUUUCGGUAUAUAUACAAUUCAGCGAGCAACUGAAGGAAAGAGCAAAUUAUACUUUUGACAUGUAUCGUAUUACUUUGCACACACAGUGUUUGCUAGUGGUGCAGAUUGUCGAUUCUAGAAUAGAGGUUGUAAAGUUCAAAGUCAAAUUAUGGACAGAGAAUUUAACGGAGAAAGUGCAAUGCAAUGAUGCGUGAAGAAAAAGUUGUUUGUUGGCUAUAUUAGCAUUGCUGUUUCCAGUGUAAAAUCUAGGCAUGUUGCUAUUGAGCAAAGUGAUUCAAGUAAAGACAAAAUUACACUUUUGACUUGAUUUAAAUUGCUUUACACACCCUGCAUGAUAAAAUUGUGUGAGGCUGUGAAAAUGUUGUGUAGUUUGGCUCAUUCAGUGUUUUACAGGAUUAUUACAACGAAUUGAAAACACCUUCAAAAAUUUGUUUUUGCCAGAGAUGUGGAAAAUGGCAUUAUCACCAAAUACAGUGUGUGAUAACAUCACCUUAUUCCACCCGGUUUAGAUUCACAACAAAAUGUGCGCCUUGCUUCGUUAACAUCUUCAGUAUUUGCUUGAAUCACAUGGAGUAUGUGGGGUUUCAUGGCUAAUCAUUUCCAUAAAAUCUUGUAGACUGUAGGUUGUGACUUGCCUCAUUCCCACAUAGCCCCUUAUGUUGAUUUCCUUGGGCUAUGUACAUAUGCGGUGUGCUCCUGCUCGACUGUUUCUUCAUUUACCCUGCCUUGCCAGGACCCUUUCCUCUGUCCAGACAUCCACUUUCUGAAAACUUUAUUGCAUCCAUAAAUCUAAUUUCUUCAUUGUGGAUCUUUUAGGGAGGUGUUCCUAAAUAAGUAUUGCUUACUUGGUCUCCACAAAUCGCAUAACUCACGUUGCCGUUUAGUCUGGUAGAAGUUUACCAACAUUUCAUAGGUCCUUGCUGCCUCCAUCAUCAGGGUGAGCUAAGGUGGUGAUGGAGGCAACAAGGAUCUUUGAAAUGUUGGUAAACUUCUACCAGACUACAGUGCAACAACCCAGAAGACAGCCAUCUUCAGACUUACCGCUGUGAAAACCUCACAUCCUUCUUAUAGUGUCUUGCAAAGAAUAUCUUUGCUUGUGUCUGUACAGGAAUGUCCAUUUCUGCCUGCAGAUAAUUGCAGUUAUCUGUAGUGUGAUGUCUUGUGUUUAGCUCGAAUAGUGAAUGGAAUGUAUUGAAGUUACCCUUCUGCAGAGAAGCAUCUACUAGUGAUGUGGCAAACCAGUUUAAUGCAAAACAACUUUCCACCCUGGUUACCAGAUGUAACUUCUUGUUGACGUAUUUUUAUCAACUGCCACCUGGGUCUUUCAGUCACACCAGUAACAUGAAGUACUGUACCCAAAAUAAAUUCUUAUAUUCCUGGCCUAGUUUAUGUGCUUUAUCCAUUGAGAGGAUAAUUCCAUAUUUCCAAACCUCUUUUGACUAAAGGCCUCCAGCUGGGAGUAGUCUUAAACUGCAGUUACCCUGUGCAAGGCAUCUUAGACCUUUUUUUUUGUAAAGCAAAA